AUGCCGUUAGCCGGAGAAGACCUUGUCGGAAAGACUCGCUCACAGCUUGUCGCCCUCAUCCCUCGCGACUCGCUCUACAACCUACCACCCACGACUCAAGAUCCUUCACCGACUGAUAUCUCCGCCGUCGAUGAGGACGACGACGAUAAUGACCCGAAUGACUCGACUCAGAUCUCUGAGAACGGCGAGCCCGCCAACGACAGGCGGUGGGAUGAAUCCGCUGCCGCUCAUCAGCCCACAGCAACCAUCCGUGCAAGUGACGACAUCAAUGCAAUAUCCUUGGCAACAGACCAGCAUCGCCGCUCAUAUCUAGGUGUCACCUCCAUGAGUGCCGUGCUCAGAGCCAUCUUCCGUCUCUGCCCAGUCGCCAAAGAACACACCGCCCAGCGCGCAAAGUCAUGGACAGAGUCCUCAUCGUUGCCGCAUUAUCAACAAAGCCUGCCCCCUCUCUCUAUCCUCAACGCAGCCAGUCAAGGAAUGAAUCCGCUCCGCGAGCAACGCUGCAUCGAGUUCUACUUUGAGCACAUCCACCCCAUAACACCCAUCCUGAAUGAAGACGACUUUCGCAACACCUACGCCGCAGGCAACCGCCACGAUGACUCCUGGCUAGCUCUUCUCAAUAUGGUCUUCACCCUCGGCUCCGUCGCCUCAGGGAGUGACACACUACACGUACAAUAUUAUAAGCAAGCACGCGCCCAUCUCGGUCUCGACUCUCUGGGGUCAGGGAACAUGGAGAGUCUUCAGGCUUUGUGUCUUCUCGGCGGCUACUACCUUCACUACCGCAACUCACCCAACAUGGCAUACGCAGUUCUCGGUGCUGCUCAUCGCGUGGCCAUUGCCCUUGGCUUACAUCGCGAGCCUGUCCGCAGUCACCGCCAUGCCGCCGAGCACACCGCCGAACACCACAGUAUCCGCACCGAGACCCGGCGACGGACAUGGUGGAGUCUCUUCUGCCUCGAUACCUGGGCCAGCAUGACUCUCGGCCGGCCGACUUGCGGCAGAUGGGAUAGCAGCACCAUGGACACGCUUCUACCAACCCCCCUCACUCCAGACGACCAUGUCGCAGCGUCCCUGAGAGCUAGUUGCCACUUCUGCCACAUCUGCGACCGAAUCCAGCAUCGCUUCGCCCAGCCCGCGCGGCUCUCCGCCCACGAGGCGCUGUCCUUCGACCGCGAGCUCCGCGACUGGCACGCCUCUCUCCCCGAAGCACUCAAGAACCCGGCCAACUCCUCGCCGAGGUUGACUGUCGCCCGGGAGUUCAUGCGGAACAGAUACCUCAACGUCCGGCUAAUCCUCUCCCGCUGCUUCCUACUAUACCUCGCCCACGACCACAGCCUCAAACGGGGCAGCACUUCCACAACCAGCGACAUCGCCUCAAACGUCUCCCAAGAGGAGCUCUCCCUCGUCGAAUCGUGCCGCGCCGUCGCCUCAGAAGCAAUUGACGCCAUCACGCUCUACUGGACACCCAACCGCGUCCACGUGUGGAACUCUGCGUGGUAUCUCUUCCAAGCAUGCAUGGUCCCCUUAUUAUCCAUCGCGAUCGAAACCCACCGAGCAACGGCAGCCCGCAAACACCAACACCAAAACGCCCAAAGACGGACAUCGGGCGCAUCGACCUCGGUCCCGAUAACCUCAAUUACAACACCAAAUCAUCCGCCUCCAGCAGUCGCAGGCUCUCCAGAUACCGUAGCCUCUGUCGCCUUGCAAACAUGGUGCGCAAGUCUGACCAAGGCCCUGGAGCUCUUCGCCGAGAUGCGCCCUUGGAUGCGUGCCUCAGACAGGGCUCCAGAUAUUGUGGCAGCGCUGUAUGAAGCAGUCACCGCGGAAGUCGAGGGCGGGUCCAACGCGGGGUCCACGAUUCGGACACCUUCGGCGACCACGGACGGAGGGAUGGAUCUGUUCGGAUGGUGCGAUGAGCAGCUCACGGAGCUGGACUGGAGCACGUUCCUCGGUGGCGGGAGUGGGAGCGGGCUAUCAGCUGGGGACGACCAUUUGAUGUUUUGA
Molecule: messenger RNA, 2004 nt
Organism: Colletotrichum chrysophilum
Lineage: Eukaryota; Fungi; Ascomycota; Sordariomycetes; Glomerellales; Glomerellaceae
Exons: 2
Coding region: 1-2004 (667 amino acids)
Biological process (GO): positive regulation of transcription from RNA polymerase II promoter by galactose; DNA-templated transcription
Cellular component (GO): nucleus
Molecular function (GO): RNA polymerase II cis-regulatory region sequence-specific DNA binding; DNA-binding transcription factor activity, RNA polymerase II-specific; zinc ion binding
Source: RefSeq, a predicted model, not a curated record